This is a messenger RNA of Ilyonectria robusta, 1745 nucleotides long. RefSeq lists its product as uncharacterized. The record is from RefSeq and is a predicted model, not a curated record. The coding region runs from base 91 to 1527 and encodes 478 amino acids. The transcript is spliced from 3 exons. Lineage: Eukaryota; Fungi; Ascomycota; Sordariomycetes; Hypocreales; Nectriaceae.
UUUAUUCGGAGCAUUACCCCUCCUACAGUCGACCCUGAUAAAUAUCUCUCAUAGCUGUCCCAAUAAUCAGACAAGCCCGGAGUAUACAAGAUGGCAGAAGCCAGCAACCGUCCCGAGCCGGCAGUUCUCAAACGGAAGGGCUUUCAAGUCUGCCACGGGACAUUCAGCGUGUCAGGCGUCGACCGCGUUGAGGGCUCGCGCCUGAAACAGCUGUUCUACCCCGAGACGCUUCGACUAAAGCGAGACCAAAAAGCAGCACGAGAAUCUGCGAAAGAACUGUUUAAGAAGGAUUUUUUUGUUGCGCAAUUAAAGCACUAUGGAAUCGAGUUUGCUUCAACUGCCAAGGUGUCACAACUUCGUGACCUGCUCGAGGUUGCCGUUCGCGAAGACAGGUGUGAGCGUGUCCCGGCGGCGGUGCUUCUCCUGGAAAAGUCGAUGCGACGCGACUACGAGCCUCUACAGCAGGCAUGGGAACGCGACGUCCGGGCCUACGACGCGAAGAAAAAAUACCAAGACGACGACAAAUUCGCCAAAUGCACAACACCAGGCCAAAGAGCAAGCUUGGACCUGAAUCGCUUCAUAGAAUAUUACUUCCUGACUGACGGGCAGCCUGACCAGGCGAAGACGACAAAGCCACUGGCGGUACACGGGUUUGGUGACAGAGCGAGUCUUCACAGAAUCGCGGAGCGAGUUGACGGACUCCAUACCGUGAGCGGAGGGACUGGGAUGGAUAGAACUCUGUGCAUCGGAUGGCAUCUCGGUGCUGUUCGGAGUUUGGCGGAGGGCAUCAGUGCCGAGGCAGCCAAGAUCCGGAAGCAACAACAGGACUCCAAGUGGGAGAACGCCAUGGAGGCUCACCGGCAAUACGUUAAGCAAAGCCAGGCUCCAUCGUUCGACCUCCAGCGAUGUCGAGGUUCAUACAUUGUACAAUGCCUACCAGUAUCGAACGGUUGGUCGGAGACUCGUGACAUCACGUUUACUCUUGAUGUCUGCCGCGGCACAAAGGGAACUCUUAUCGCAGAUUUCCAAUUUGGAAUCAUCGAGGGAACAAUGCUGUUGGGCCUCUCUGAUGAGGUGUUGGAUAACAUUGCCGAGCCUGAGUCGCACUCCGAUGACUGUGGAUCUCCCGACGAUGAUGACGAUGAAGAAGAGCCUGACCAAGAUCAAAAAGGCAAAGGGAAGAAGCGCCUGGCGAAGGCCGUGAGUAACGAGAAAGCCCGUGGCGCCGGUCAUGACGCCAAGAGAGGCAAGAUGAUGCCUUCACUCUCUCGCCGGGUGUAUUACAGACUCCGGGGUCGAGAGACUGGCGAGGGCCAAAUCCUUCCCGAUAUCGAGUCUGGCCAUCUCGAUUUUAUGAGCGACCGUUGCGCAAGAUUCGAAGGCCUAGCUGACUACUUUCCAUACGUUGGCAGGAAUGUUGAGUUCCGAGGAUUCAAAGUUUCAGAUAAACCACGGAAGAAGGCAGCCGAUUGGGAUGCCUUUUCCUACCAGGCAUAUGAAUAUGCGAGAAAAGCGAGGUGGUUUUGAGGAUGGCCGGUAUUCUGUGGCUUUCUCUCCUCGUCUACGAAGAUUGAAGGCUCACUGGUUGGGGUUCUCAGUAUUGUGGUCGAUGUUUGAGCGGGUUCUAAUCCAAAUAUAUUUUAUGUCUUCAUUUUAUUCUAAUUCUAGGUUUAAUUUUCUAUACUUGCUUAAUCUUAUUCCUAAGCAAAGAUUGUACCUUCCAUAAUUUCCGAAUCAAACUCUUC